GCUUAUUCAUCAUAUCUUGUUCGAAUUUUCCCGUUCCACCUUAAAUGAUGGAGCAGCCCGAUUCUGGCACUUCCACACACCGCAUAUGCUGCGGCGUUUAAGGUGGAGCGGAUGAUUCGACUAAGUAGCCAACCUCGCCCUCGUGAUUCAGAGGUAUUUCAGUUUCGAAAUUGAAGCCAUCUUCUUGUUCUGAGGCGUCAAAAUGUAACUUAACUGCUGCACCGUUUAAGGUAGAACCGAAGAAUUCGAAUAGGAAGCCAACUUCAGCCCGGCUGAACGCUCUCCUGAGGAGAAACUGGGAGGAGUUUAAGUGCCAUAACAGGAGAUCACACCUCCAUGUUUUUGAGAAGUGGUGAAACUUUGCUGAAGUGAGUCUGUUGUUGUCUGAAGUCUGAGGGAAACUUCUCCGCCGCUUUGUUUGCCUACUUUCACGCUUGGAGAGCUUCUUGAAAUCUCGACGGCUGCUGUCGUCUCUGCUCCGCUGGAUCUUAAAGCCCGACUGGUUUGCAGGCUGGAGGAGAAAACGAGCGAAGCGGAAUGAAAGUCUUCGGUAGUCCAGCCUCGGAUUUAGCCCUCAGUUUAAGGAGUGAGUUAGUGGGAAGUUUAACUUGAGCAAAUCUCGCCAGGAAGACUCGUCACGUGUGUUUGUUCUCCUUGUGUGGAGAAAGUAUGGCGGAUGGGAACCAGACCGAAGUGUAUGUUUACGAGCAGGUUGUUAUUCUCCUGUCGUGCGUGCUCUCGUUUUUAGGGUCACUCGUAAUCAUAUGCACGUACGCCACAUGGGGGGACCUCAGAACGACCCCCAGAAAACUCCUAGUGUUCCUGUCUGUGGCAGACCUGCUCUCUGCUCUCUCCUACUUUUAUGGAGUUUUGAAGGUUUUUAACUCCAACACGCAGGAUUGCAUUGCGCAGGGAGCAAUAUCCACUUUUGCUAACACCAGUUCUUUCUUCUGGACAGUGGCCAUUGCCAUUUACUUAUACAUAUUCAUCGUGAAGUCCAGUCAGAGGCUGGCUGACAGCUUGGUGUUGUAUUUUCAUCUGAUCAGCUGGGGUGUUCCUCUGUCCAUCACAGUAGCAGCUCUGGCCCUGCAGAAAAUUGGCUACGAUGCAUCUGAGGUUUCUGUAGGCUGGUGCUGGGUAAGCAUUCAGGAAGAAGAUCAUGUGCUGUGGAUGUUGCUGACAGGCAAGAUAUGGGAGUUCCUCGCAUAUGUCACCCUGCCCGUCCUUUACAUCCUCAUCAAGAGGCACAUCCACAAAGCACAUGAGGCCCUUUCAGAAUACCGGCCCAUCUUGGCCACUAGCCCCACGUCCCAAUCGCUGUCCACAAUGGCGGACAGAAAGCUCACCCUCAUUCCCAUCAUCUUCAUCGUCCUGCGCAUCUGGAGCACCAUCCGCUUCCUGCUUAUGCUCGCCAACUCACCUGCCAGACAGAACCCUGUGCUUGUUACUUUACAUGGAAUCGGGAACACUUUUCAGGGAGCUGCGAACUGCAUCAUGUUUGUGCUGUGCACUCGGCCAGUGCGCGCAAGACUGGUCGCUCUGCUCUGCUGCCGAGACCGCGGAACCCAGAGCAGCUCGGACACGCUGUCCCAGCGCACGGCCCAUACUAACACGGACAGGGCCAACAGCCCCCGCGCCUGGGAGAAGGAGGUUGAAGAAGAGGAUUAAACUUUAAAACAGAAGCCCCUUUGCCUCAUUGACCUUCACUGCCUCGGCCAGAAUGCUACACUUAACCGAGCGGAGCACUCCGUUAAGACAGUGCCCUUUUGCAGUGGAGGUGCUGAUCUGUGGAGUGAUGACAUCAGUUCUUUGUGCUUGCAGGGGGGAGAGAGAGUGCGAGCGAGUUUGCAGGUGAACGUAUGAAUCUGUGUGUAAGGAGUGCCAAAGACUCCAGCUCUCCUUUCAUUUUAGCAAGUGCCUUCGAGGAUUAAAGAAGACUGCAGUCACAUGCUUCAGGCCCCAGAGCCCAAGUGCACUUUAUAUUAGCGACGUAGCUCUGCACUUUAAGAGAGAGCAACUCCACUGUGUUUUGUACGCUGCUAUGCUGCUGGCACAGAUGUGUUUUUCCUGUUCAUUUUCUGUGGAAAUGAAAUCUCUGGCUCAGGGACACAAGGAUUCAGAGGUCAUUCAUAAUUUAGUGACCAAAACACCAAAUGUGCUGUAAAGUCUUUGUUUACACACUGCAUCAUUUUCAUCACUUUCCCUUACUGUGCACAUUUUUCUUGUAUGCAAGGCUGCGUACAGCGGAAAGGUGUUAUAUUUUCAGUAAGGUUGGAUGUGCAGCACGUCUUCAUUUUUAACGGCCCAUAUCCUACAUUUUUCUAGUAUUUAUUUUUUUCACAUUUAUGGUCCAUUUAUGACAUUUAUUUGUGCUUAUGUACCAAAACCAAUCAUAAUUUAUAAUGACAUCUAUCAAAAACAGCUGUUUUUGUUAUUGUGCCUUUAGACAUAUUACAUAUAUAUCUUUCCCUCCACAAAAAUUGGCACCCUGAUAAUCAUGAGCAAAAUGAGCUGUACAAAAUAUUCUUUCUCUUUCAUUUUUGAUCUUUCAUUCAAAAUAUUAGCAAAUUCUAACCUUUAUCUAAGGUGUAAUGAUUGAAAAAAAACUAAAUCUUGUCAUGAAAAUAUUUUUCUUAAAUGAGUGUGUCCAACAAUUACCCCUAGAAAUUCUUAAGAGUGAAAUGUAACUGAAGUAUAUUCCCAUUCAUAUUUUGUGUUUUACAGUUAUUAAAAACAGGGAAUAUAUAUGAGAUGAAACACAGGCCAAAUUCCUUCAGUCAUCCAUCAUUAUGAGAAAGACCAGAGGAUACAGCAGUGAUCUGCGACAAAAGGUUGUUGAGCUGCAUAAAUUAGAAAUGACUGCAAGAAAAUAGCUAAACAGUUGGAAAUGCCCAUAGGUCUUGAGGUCAGAACGUCAAACACCAACUAUAUGACCACAAGUUGUUUGGGGGGUUGCCGGAAGAAAGCAUUCGCUGUAAAGAAGCCAGCCAGGAAGCUCAAACUCGGCCAUAGUUUGGAUCUUCCAGCAGGACAGUGAUCCAAAGCAGACCUCAAAAUCAACAUCAAAAUGCUUCAGUGACCACAGAAUGAAGAUUUUGCCAUGGUCACUCCAGUCCCCUAAGACCUAAACCUCAUCUACAGCAUCCACAGUGUAGACCUCAGGAUCUGAAGGAUUCUAUAUGGAGGAAUGGGCUCAGAUUCUUUGCCAUGUGUUCUCCAGUCUCAUUAAGCUUUUAUAGGCAAAGACUCAGAGCUGUUACCUUUACAGAGGAAGGCUGCACAAAGUAUUAAAUAAAGGGGUGCCAAUAAUUAUGGCACAGAUUUAAGAAAAAUAUUUAUUUCCUGAUAAGAUUUAGUUUUUUUUUCAAUCAUUGUACUUCAAAAAAGUUGAAUGAAAGCUCAACAGAAUAAGCAAUAACGAAUGUUUUUACAGCCUGUUUUGCUCAUGUUUACCAGGGGUGCCAAUAUUUGUGGAGAACACUGUAUAUGAUUCGCUCUUUUCUGAUUGGCUGCCCUAUAUUGUGCUUUAUUUAAAAAGCAGUCUGGAAUGAAACACUCCUUAUAACUUCAAUGUGAAUGGGCUAAUCGGUUGUAGGCUGAAUGCAUGUAAAUGUGUGGAUUUUUUGUGACAUCACAAAAACAGUGAAUUUAUAACAGGCUGCUGCAUAUAUGGACUUUAACAGUGUUUACAUUCUAUAACAAACUCAUUUAUUUCAUAAAGCAAGGUCGUUCUCUAGGAUAUGGGCCCUUUAACUGUAAUAUAUUUUCUUUUUCUUACUAUUUUAUACCGUAUUAUCUCAUACACAGGGUAUACUGUAGCAUAUUGUAGUCUGAUGAAAUGUACAUUAUCUUGUUUUAGGUCGCCUGUCUUUUUACUUGAGUAUCUGGUAUCUGAAUUUAGGUCAAACUCACAGCUUUCACACUAAAAAUAGAGUCAAAAAGGGGAAUUUGUGCCUUUUACACAGUGCGCUUGUACUGUAUUGGACACAAAGAUGCAUUUUAUGAACUUCAUGGUUUGGUUUCAGUAAAAUGACACUGAUCUAUAGAUUUA
Molecule: messenger RNA, 4051 nt
Organism: Colossoma macropomum (tambaqui)
Lineage: Eukaryota; Metazoa; Chordata; Actinopteri; Characiformes; Serrasalmidae
Gene: gpr157
Product: G protein-coupled receptor 157
Exons: 4
Coding region: 670-1668 (332 amino acids)
Biological process (GO): adenylate cyclase-activating G protein-coupled receptor signaling pathway; cell surface receptor signaling pathway
Cellular component (GO): plasma membrane
Molecular function (GO): G protein-coupled receptor activity; cAMP binding
Source: RefSeq, a predicted model, not a curated record